UGAUUUGUGAAUUUUUAAUGCCUAAUUUAUUUUCCAAUAAUUACCAAGUUUCUUCAAAUUUCUCACUUAAAAUGUUAGAUUAGCCUUCACACGUUAAACACAAAAUGCAUUCCGACAAUAUUUGUUACUAUUUGGUACCUUGAUUUAAUUAAAAAACAACAUAAAAUGUGCGACAACACACUCGAGAAACUUUGGAUUGAUUAUUUGUUGGUAGUUAAAACAUAAGUGAAAAUGAUGGAAUACGACUACAGUUCCUUCAGAAGGGAAUCAGAUUUCCACAACAAAUGUUGCGGAGGCAUGUUCUGGUGUAUCAGAGACAUUUGCGGUAUCAUAUGUGCAAUAUUAACCUGGCUACUUAUAUGCUACGCCGAAUUCGUUGUUAUGUCUGUUAUACUUUAUCCUAGUACAAACACUAUAUAUAGCGUGAUAAACACAAUUAUAUUCCAAACUUGUGCUUUCUUGGCAUUUGCUUCACAUCUUAAAACCAUGUUCACGGAUCCGGGCGCAGUACCAAAGGGCAAUGCCACAAAGGAGAUAAUGAAGCAAAUGGGUCUCAGAGAGGGCCAGAUUAUCUUCAAGUGCCCUAAAUGUUGCAGUAUUAAGCCUGAUAGGGCUCAUCACUGUUCUGUGUGCCAGAGAUGCAUCAGGAAAAUGGACCAUCAUUGUCCUUGGGUUAAUAAUUGUGUAGGAGAAAAUAAUCAAAAAUAUUUUGUACUGUUCACAUUCUACAUUUGUGCAAUUUCACUUCAUUCCUUAUUCUUAGCAAUUAAUCAAUUUUUAAUGUGUGUACAUCACGAAUGGAAAGAGUGCACCAGUCACUCGCCCCCAGUGACGAUUGUCUUAUUAUUGUUUUUAAUGUUUGAGGCUUUACUAUUUGCCAUUUUCACAGCUGUUAUGCUUGGUACUCAAGUACAGGCAAUAUGGAACGAUGAAACUGGUAUUGAGACGUUGAAAAAGGAGGAGGCCAGGUGGGUGAAAAAGUCACGCUGGAAGAGUAUCCAGGCAGUUUUUGGAAGGUUUUCGCUUCUGUGGUUUUCUCCAUUCGCCAGGCCGAGAAAAUAUAAAAUGGAUUUUUAUGCAGUCUAGGACGAAAGUGGGAAAAAUUUUAGAUUUUUAAGUUGUUUUCACACUUCUAGUCUACUUGGAACAAUUUAAAUAAUAAGUAUAAUAUUUAUUUACUUUCGUAAGGCAACUUUACUGGUGUAAUGUAUAAUUUUUAGUUUUGAUUUAUUUCAAAUUGUGAUACAGGUAUCUAGCUUAAUUUGUGAUGAAUCAAUAAUUGGUUAAGACAUCACAACUGUUAUUUUUUAAUUUGAAUAAUUUUAUCAAUACUUUUUAACUGCAUAUCUAAACUGAAAUUAUAUUCAGUAAUUUACU
Ceutorhynchus assimilis (cabbage seed weevil) is the source of this 1377-nucleotide messenger RNA. NCBI's taxonomy places the organism in Eukaryota, Metazoa, Arthropoda, Insecta, Coleoptera, Curculionidae. The record is from the annotation of a GenBank genome assembly.